GUGACAGCCCGGGCGAGCAAUGGCCUGCCUCGGCCUGGCAGCUGCUGUCGCGCGGCGGCAGGGUGGGACUUCCGCCGCGGCCGCCGAGCGGAGGCGCGCGCCAUGGAGCGGGCGUAGGCCGCGCCGGGCCCCCCGCGCCGGGCCCCGGCCCGCAGGUAUUAAAUAAAAUAUGCUGUUGUCAAUAGGAAUGCUGAUGUUGUCUGCCACUCAGAUAUACACUAUUUUGACUGUUCAGUUAUUUGCUUUCCUGAAUCUUUUACCUGUGGAGGCAGAUAUUUUAGCAUAUAACCUUGAGAAUGGAACCCAGACCUUUGACGAUCUGCCCGCUAGAUUUGGGUACAGACUGCCAGCGGAAGGCCUGAAGGGUUUCCUGAUAAAUUCGAAGCCGGAGAAUGCGUGCGAGCCGAUAGCCCCGCCUCCGCUGAGGGACAACUCCUCCAGCGCCUUCAUCGUCUUAAUUCGAAGGCUUGAGUGCAACUUCGAUAUCAAGGUUCUAAAUGCCCAGCGAGCGGGAUACAAGGCGGCCAUCGUUCACAAUGUGGAUUCUGACGACCUCAUCAGCAUGGGAUCCAACGACAUUGAGAUUUUAAAGAAGAUUGACAUUCCUUCUGUCUUCAUUGGCGAGGCGUCAGCGAAUUCUCUUAAAGAAGAGUUUACUUACGAAAAGGGUGGCCAUGUUGUGCUAAUCCCAGAGUUCAGUCUUCCUUUGGAGUACUACUUAAUCCCUUUCCUGAUCAUAGUGGGGAUCUGUCUCAUUCUCAUCGUCAUAUUUAUGAUCACUAAAUUCGUGCAGGACAGACACAGAGCGAGAAAGAAUCGGCUUCGGAAGGAUCAGCUUAAGAAAAUUCCUGUACAUAAGUUUAAGAAAGGAGAUGAAUACGACGUGUGUGCCAUUUGUCUGGACGAGUACGAGGACGGAGACAAGCUCAGGAUCCUGCCGUGCUCUCAUGCGUAUCACUGCAAGUGUGUGGACCCAUGGCUGACAAAGACCAAGAAGACGUGUCCCGUGUGCAAGCAGAAGGUGGUCCCGUCGCAGGGGGACUCGGACUCGGACACCGACAGCAGCCAGGAGGAGAACGAGGUGUCCGAGAACACGCCGCUGCUGCGGCCGCUGGCCUCGGUCAGCACGCAGUCCUUCGGGGCGCUGGCCCAGUCCCACGUGCCCCAGAACGGGACCGAGUCCUCGGACUACGAGGAGGACGACAAUGACAAUGGUGACAGCAGCGACGCGGAGAACGGCGUGAGCGAGGAGAGCGUGGUGGUGCAGCUGCAGCCCGGCGACGAGAGGGAGCUCAGGGCGGCCCACCCUGUCUGAGGCUCCUGCCGACGGGCGGUUCCUAAGGCGAGACUUUACAAACCUUGACGUAGGGAGUAUCUUUUAAUCUGUAAUCCAUUUGGUUUCUUCGGUAGGAGCAGCGUUUCAUGUAGUAGUAUAUGGUUAAAUCAUUACGGAUAGAUUUAUUUUUGAUUCAGGUAUUCAGUCACGUUCCGUCUUCUCAAAUGAACAGUUUAACUGGACUUCACAAUGCUAAUGAAUAAUGUUAAUAGUUUAUAUCGAUAGAAGUAUCACACAAACUCUAAAUGUGUCUUGUUGAAAUGGGAUUUAUCUGGAAGUACUUUUCUCCAUUUUGUAGCAACAACCGGGUCAUACCGAUAGCAAUAUUUAUUACAUGUAUGGUAUGUGUUACCCCUGAAGCCCAACAAAAAUGUAUCUGCAUGUUUGUAUAGAGUUUUCCUAAAACUGUCACCACCACUGAGAGAAAAAUGUAGAGCAGAUCAAUAUUCUGUAGCUGGUGCAUCAGAACAAAGAAACCCCACGUGUGUCUCAAAGCGGCGAUGCAGAGUUUGCCCCAGUGUCCGAGUCGGAGCGGAUCCGUGGGGCAGCUCCUGGGAUCAGGAAACCCGGAGUGCGUGUUCAGCUUCGAGCGGUUUUCAGGGUGAGGAGCACCUGAACACGUGAGUGGCCCCGCGGGUACCACGGAGCAGCCUGCCCGCCGGGGCGACCAAACCAGGGGUUUAGUUCCACAUAGAAAAUAACUUCAGAUAAGUAUUGAUCUCGUAUACCUCCCACUAAGGAGCGUUUUGUGCUGCACUAGUCUGCUAAACCAUGUAUAUAGAAAAACUGUUCCAAUACCUGACUGAAAACAAGUGCUUCUAACUGUUAACAGAACUCAGUACUUACCAGUGUAUCAUGAGAAAAGGAGAUGCUAUAUAAUACCUCUGUAACUAUGUAGAAAGCAAAAACAUACAUAUAAUCAGAACGCAGAGAUUUUUUUAUAUGGCCUUGAAUAAGGAAAGCUUGAAAGAAUGUUAAUAAACAUGUUUUCCACUUUAA
Molecule: messenger RNA, 2335 nt
Organism: Columba livia (rock pigeon)
Lineage: Eukaryota; Metazoa; Chordata; Aves; Columbiformes; Columbidae
Gene: RNF13
Product: ring finger protein 13
Exons: 10
Coding region: 170-1315 (381 amino acids)
Biological process (GO): ubiquitin-dependent protein catabolic process
Cellular component (GO): lysosomal membrane
Molecular function (GO): ubiquitin protein ligase activity
Source: RefSeq, a predicted model, not a curated record